This is a messenger RNA of Cicer arietinum (chickpea), 1942 nucleotides long. The record is from RefSeq and is a predicted model, not a curated record. NCBI's taxonomy places the organism in Eukaryota, Viridiplantae, Streptophyta, Magnoliopsida, Fabales, Fabaceae.
ACUCAAUCGCUAUUUCCCUUUCUAAACAAAUGGAACUAAGGGGAAUCAACCCUGACUUUGUAACUUGCAAUCUCUUAAUCAAUUGUUUAUGCCAAUUGGGUCAUAUCACUUUUGCUUUCUCUGUUUUCUCAAAGAUUCUCAAAAGGGGUUAUCAUCCUGGUACAAUAACUUUUACCACACUCAUCAAGGGUUUUUGUCUUAAAGGUGAGGUUCAUAAAGCAUUGCACUUUCAUGACAAGGUGGUAGCACAAGGAUUUCGGUUGAAUCAAGUUAGUUACGGGACUUUGAUCAAUGGGUUAUGUAAAGUUGGAAAAACAAGAGCAGCUCUAGAGUUGCUGAGACGAGUUGAUGGGAAAUUGGUUCAACCUAAUGUGGUAAUGUACAGCACGAUUAUUGAUAGUAUGUGCAAAGAUAAACUUGUUUCUGAUGCAUGUGAUUUAUAUUCUGAAAUGGUUGUCAAGAGAAUUUCUCCUAAUGUUGUCACUUACAGUGCACUAAUUAGUGGCUUUUGCAUCAUGGGUCAAUUGAAAGAAGCAAUUGAUUUGUUGUAUAAAAUGACAUUGGAAAACAUCAACCCAAAUGUGUAUACUUUUAAUAUAUUGGUUGAUGCUUUUUGUAAGGAAGGGAAGUUGAAAGAAGCUAAAAAUGUGUUUCUUGUGAUGAUAAAAAAUGACAUAAAGCCGAAUAUUGUUACUUACAACAUUUUAAUAGAUGGAUAUUGCCUCGUUAAUGAAGUGAACAGGGCUAAGAGUAUACUCAACAUUAUGGUCCAAAGGGGAGUGGCUCCUGAUGUUAGGAGCUACAGUAUCAUGAUUAAUGGACUUUGUAAGAUUAAAAUGGUUGAUGAAGCCAUGAACCUCUUCAAUGAAAUGCAGUCCAGAAAAAUUGUUCCUAAUGUGGUAACUCACAGUUCUCUCAUUGAUGGUUUGUGCAAAUCGGGGAGAAUUACAUAUGCUUUGGAGCUUGUCAUUGAUAUGCAUGAUAGGGGGCAACCACUUGAUAUAUAUAGUUACAAUUCUAUAUUGGAUGCUUUAUGCAAAAGCCAUGAUGUUGACAAGGCAAUUGCAUUAUUGAAAAAAGUUAAAGACUUGGGUAUUCAACCAAAUAUGUGCACGUAUAAUAUUCUUCUCAAUGGAUUGUGUAAAAGUGGACGAAUAAAGGAUUCACAAAAGAUUUUUGAAGAUCUUUUGGUCAAAGGCUACAAUCUAGAUGUCUAUGCAUAUACCAUUAUGAUACAAGGGUUUUGUAACAAGGGCUUGUUGGACGAAGCGUUGGAUUUGUUUUCAAAAAUGAAAGACAAUGGCUGCAUUCCAGAUGUUUUAACUUAUGAAAUAGUUAUUCAUUCCCUCUUUGAAAAAUAUGAAAAUGAAAAAGCGGAGAAACUUCUUCGGGAAAUGAUUGUGAGAGGUCUUCUUUAAGACAGAAACUAGGUGAUUAAAUGACUAUUUUCCUGCAUCUGUAACCGGAAGCAAAUCUAGUCCAGAUCCUUCAAGUAAAUCAGAUUCUAUCAAGUUUCUUUGGUCCAAUACCAUUUAGGAAUGGCAAAAGUUUGCAAAAACAUCCCAAAGGAAACAUUACAAGGCCUAAAAGUUGAAAAUGCACAUCUGUUGGAGCUGCAUAGAAAGGUAUGAGCCCUUAUUGAAUAGACUCAUCACAGAUGUUGAGGACUUCACUUACCCAAAUGCUGGAAAAUAUUAUCUACCAUUUCAAAGUUCAAAACCGUAGUUAAAUUUUGAAGGAGUUGGAGCUAGUGCGUGCACCUUUGCUAGUACCGAAAAAUCGAGGCGGAUUUGGAAUCUUUAAUGUAUGAAUUGUAUUAUUUUGAAUUAUCAAUAUAGUAAAGGACCGCUGUUUUUUUACCUUAUCAUGUAAAAAGGAUGCAAAUCCAUUUACAUUGCUCUUAUUUGAUGAGUAUUUUAAUUUUCUUUUUUUUAUAUUUGUA